[Torrubiella] hemipterigena is the source of this 1685-nucleotide messenger RNA. Lineage: Eukaryota; Fungi; Ascomycota; Sordariomycetes; Hypocreales; Clavicipitaceae. The record is from the annotation of a GenBank genome assembly.
GUGAGUUUCUAAAACCACGACGACAUGGCAGCAAGAACGAGGCCACUGGUAUUUGAUACAGUGAAAGGCAGAACUCGCCAGAAGAGAUGGCUACCAAAAUCUAAAACUGGGUGUCUGACUUGCUGAGAGUGGCGAGUCAAAUGCGACGAACGUUGGCCAAAAUGCAUUCGCUGUACCAAAGGUGAUCGCGAAUGUACAUACCCAUACGAAAAAUAUGCAACUAGGAAUACCAAUCAAAGCAUUGCGCUCCUUCCGUUGCUAGCACAGCCGGCGCCCAGCACAGUUCCGACAGCAAACGUACCAGCAGCGCCAGACAUUACACUAUUUUCUAUGUUUCAGACCGAUGUUAUCCAUCAUCUUACCGAUAUCUUCGAUGAAUCGUUUUGGAAGAUGUGCUUGAUGCAGGCCAUGCAUACAUAUCCGGCGGUUUGGCAUGCCGCGAUAGCCACUGCAGCAACCUUCAAUUCUCUGUCUGGGGAAACAGGCAAAGCCAUCAUGGAUUCGCAAUACACAAUAUACAAGCAUCGGCAAAUGGCCUUGAUCCACUGCAACAAAGCUAUUCAGUGCUUGAGAGAGGUUGACCACGCAAAUUUGACUCUUGCGAAUCGCGAGAUGCUCCUCAUAGCGUGUAUGCUUCUCGCUUUCUACUCUACUCUACGCGGCAAAAAGAAACAAGAGGUUAUGCACAUGCGUAAUGGAGUGUACUUAUCGAGGCCUUGGUAUGAUGAAAUUCGAGACGGGGACACUGUAUUUCGGCGACUCCCCAACUGUGUCGCCUCAGUCACGUCCAUUACACUCAUCUUCCGCCGGCUGGAGAUGCAACCUUGUCUAGCACCACCCUUUGUACCGAUAAUGGAUACAAUAGGGGAGGGUGACCACCCAAACCACCCAAGCGCAGAUGUCCCCUUCAACUCUGCACUGGAGGCCUACGCCGAACUGAUGCCUCUUUCCACCCAUAUACUACGAUCACUCCGGCAUGUUGAAUCUGACGGCUCAAUUAUGGCAUACGCCACUGCACCUGGAGGGCUCCCUCUUCGUAAGGAGUAUUUUCUGUGGAGCAGACGAUUCCAACUAUACUAUCAGAAUUAUCUAGUAGAGCGGGCGAUGGGUAGAGUUCAACCAGAUGAGAUCAUACGAGCUGAACUGAUGCAUAUCAGAUGGCUUUCCGCAGAACCAACCUAUCUAAUUGAUCCAUCUGAAGAAGAGAUGGCGUGGGAUAAAUUCGAAGAUAGCUUCCGUUAUAUGAUAGUGGUUUGCGAGCGCUUAUUACCGAUUCUUCCACCAAAGACCAUAACCGAUAGACGGCCGCGACUUAUAUCGCCACAUGGCUAUAUCCUUGGUUCUGCCAUGUCUCGAGUUAUAAAUUCUUGCCGUAAUGCCGAACUACGUCAGCGCGUAAUUGAUCUCCUGGAGUUGGACCUUUAUGUCGUUGGUAUGGGUCGAUCAGCAAACCACAGCACAGGAAAGAUUAUGAUGCGUCUUGAAGAAGACGCAUGGCAGCAUGGCAGCGACAGCCACUGCCAGAGUGCUAUUGUAUACCUGGCACAACUAUUUGUAACUUGCAUCGAUUUUGUGCAAUGAGGAUGAAGCCUGAAGAGAAUGAGAUUACUCAUUACCUACUAAAAUGCCAUGACAGAGCAGUCGGGAAUAUUGGUCACAAGGUGAUACUACCCAUCCAUAAAGAG